GUAAGACAUUUGGCAUUGGCACAGAUCCGUGGGUGAUUGUCAAAAUAGUAGCAUGUUUUCUCGAUGAUACUCCAGCGACGUGAUUUAAAAUUUUCCGUAACGACUUCGUAGCUUCGCCAUCUCCCAGACGAUCAGGUGCGAGGCCAGUGACAAACAGAAGAUGAUUUUAAGAAAAUGUUCCUCGACCCUGUCGUUGUUGCCGUGCAGGUUAAAUGCAGUUCUUGUCGAACGAAGAGCAGCCAGCACCACUUCGUCCAGUCAAAAACCUGUCAAGUUGGCAUAUGCAUCGUACGAGUCAACGAAUCAUGAAGCGUUAGAUACAAAAGCUCCAAUUUUGAUAAUGCAUGGUCUCUUUGGUUCCAAAAGCAAUUGGAACAGCUUGUCAAAAACCAUUCAUCAGAAGACGAAACGAAAGGUAAUCACCAUCGAUGCCAGAAAUCAUGGAGAUUCACCACAUGCUGCACAGCAUACAUAUCAUCAUAUGUCAGAAGAUAUAGCAUUACUAGCAAAAGAUUUAGAAAUUAAGAAACUUAUUCUUAUGGGCCAUAGUAUGGGAGGUGGAGCUGUCAUGUAUACAGCAUUGAGUUACCCUGAGUUGGUUGAAAAACUUAUUGUUGUUGAUUUUUGUCCUACUAAAAUGAGCCCUAGUCUAUUGGGAAUGAACCAAUUGUUCGAUGCUAUGAGGUCCAUAUCUUUAGAAGGUGCACCGUCAUUAACUAAAGCAAGGAAAUUAGCAGAUGAGCAACUUUCUGUAAACGUCAAAUCAAACGCAGUUCGACAGUUUUUAUUGACUAAUUUGGUCGAAUCUGAGCCUGGGAAAUACAAAUGGCGGAUAAAUCUUCCUGUUUUAGAAGAGAGUUUUCCUACUCGCAUUGCGAAAUUCACACACGAAAAAGAUAGAAAGUUCAAUGGUCCAGUGUUAUUCAUCGGUGGAACUGAAAGUGAUUAUCUAAAAGAAAGUGAUCAUCCAUUUAUUCAAAAGAUAUUUCCAAUGGCUAAGUUUCAUUAUAUAACUGGUGCAGGACACUGGGUACAUGCAGACAAACCAAAAGAAUUUCUAGAUUGUUCAACUAAUUUUAUUAAUGAAGAACAUUAAUAAAAACAAAUUGGCAGGUGAAUAGUCCUAAUCCUAAUUGUGUUCAUUAGUAAUUAUUCUUCAAUUCUAUAAAUACUUUCAUUUUAUGAACACAGAGUCAAAUAUGUUAUAAAUAAAAUAUUUCUACAAUAACAGUUUACAUAAAAUCUUUGCAAUUCAAAUUCGAUGAAUGACUUCAACUCGCAUCGAUUUUUGUUCAGUUCAAAUUUUAAAUGCAUCUUUUAUUUUUGCAAACGAUAGAACAAUAAGUUACAUAGUCCAAAUAAGGCAUGAAAGCUAUUGCUCAUGUUCAAAGUGAAAAUCGUACAUGAAAUAUUGUGUAGAUUUGAUAGCAGCUGCUAUCGUUUACUUGUGAUGUACCAAAACUUUGUAAAAUAUAAAUACAAAGUUAAAAUUGUAAAUUAUUUAUACAAAGAAGAAAAGGAAAAAUUAUUUUAUAUCACCCGUGAUAUAAAUUGAGUAUAUAUGUGAUGAAUAUACAAUUAUAUAUAUAGUAUGUACAAAGUAAUAAAUUGAUUUAAUGAUAUUACAUUCUUUAGAGCCAA
Molecule: messenger RNA, 1641 nt
Organism: Trichogramma pretiosum
Lineage: Eukaryota; Metazoa; Arthropoda; Insecta; Hymenoptera; Trichogrammatidae
Product: protein ABHD11
Exons: 4
Coding region: 161-1096 (311 amino acids)
Cellular component (GO): mitochondrion
Source: RefSeq, a predicted model, not a curated record